This is a messenger RNA of Puccinia triticina, 276 nucleotides long. RefSeq lists its product as uncharacterized. The record is from RefSeq and is a predicted model, not a curated record. Bases 1 to 276 code for a protein of 91 amino acids. NCBI's taxonomy places the organism in Eukaryota, Fungi, Basidiomycota, Pucciniomycetes, Pucciniales, Pucciniaceae. The transcript has a single exon.
AUGGCUCGUUCGGAGAACCUUGCUCGCCCUGAGGACCACAAUGGGUUCAAACCCGAAGCAACAUCAGAUUUCUAUGCCUUGGGAAUUGUCAAGCUCCAAAAUCAAUUUCGCACUGCAGGUCUGGACAAUUUCAAGCCUAUCAGCCCAGGUAUAAUGCAGUUGAAUGAGCAAAAUCAAGAAAGUAACAAUCAGAUGCAGGCCGAAGUUGAAGCUAACGAAAGCGGAAAUGAACUCAGUGACCAAUCAAAUGAAUCCAGCGAAGAAGGAUCCAAUUGA